Molecule: messenger RNA, 2660 nt
Organism: Trichogramma pretiosum
Lineage: Eukaryota; Metazoa; Arthropoda; Insecta; Hymenoptera; Trichogrammatidae
Product: mediator of RNA polymerase II transcription subunit 15-like
Exons: 7
Coding region: 1-2256 (751 amino acids)
Biological process (GO): cell fate commitment; positive regulation of transcription by RNA polymerase II; negative regulation of transcription by RNA polymerase II
Molecular function (GO): zinc ion binding; DNA-binding transcription factor activity, RNA polymerase II-specific; RNA polymerase II cis-regulatory region sequence-specific DNA binding
Source: RefSeq, a predicted model, not a curated record
AUGUCGGAGCCUUUUCAAAAGCAUCGGCUAGAAGAAAAAAUUGAGUGGCAGAAUCCUGGACAUGUUUCACCUGGGCAGCAACAACAACAACAACAACAGCAACAGGAGCAACAACAAACACAACAACAGCAUCUGCAUCAACAGCAUAGCCAGCAUCAUCAUCAUCAGCAGCAGCAGCAACAACAAACAAUCCAACAAACUCAACAUCAACAGGAGCAAGCACAAGCGCAGCCUCAAUCGAAUCAACAAUCUCAGCAGCCCCAGCAACAGGCCCAAACGCAGCAACAGCCCCAACAGCAGCAACUGAUCGUCGAGAGUCCCAGGAGUGUGAUUCAGAGUCAUCGGCACGUACGAACGAUAACGACCUCAGGUCACAUAACGACCACUAUCGAGCCGACCACCGUAUGUUCGCCCGUGGAGACGGUCAAUGAGAUUGCCAUCGCAGUGACGCAGUCGCCCGGCGACGUCAAAGACGCUGCUACUCUGUACAGAGACGAGGCUCAGGCUCAGCCGACCCAGUUCCAGAUACAGCUGCAGCCGGUCACGUUGCACGAGCACGGCGCCGUAGACAAUCAGCACACUCAGCAGGUCAUCUUCACCACGUCCAACGUCGAGGAUUUGCACAUCAAAACGGAGGAUGGAACCGACGUGCAGUUGACGAUCGACGAUCAGCAUAGAUUUGAGGGAUUAGGCGACAAGCCUGUGACGUACAUAGUGCACGCUCCACGCCCAACGGCGGCAACUUACAGCCCGCCCAUCUCCAUGCAAUCGCAGCCACAGCAGCCGCAGCAACAAGCGCAACCUCAGCAGCAGCAGCAGCAGCAGCAGCAGCCACCCGCGCAGCGAGGUCAAAUCCUUCAGAACGUUCCUACGAGCGAUGCUUACGAAGUCCAGCAGCCGACCAUAGUGCAACAGUCGCAACACAUUGCUCAUCUCAGCCCUUCGAGUCAUCAGAGCUACUCGCCACCGAUCGAUGCGCAAAUGAGAUUGGUGCAGCAUCAGCAGCAGCAACAUCAUCAGCAUCAUCAGCAUCAUCAGCACCAGCAUCAACAACAACAAGCGCAGCAACCACAGCAUCAUCAUCCCCAUCCGCAGCAGCAGCAGCAGCAGCAGCAGCAGCAGCAGCAGCAGCAACAACAGCAGCAUCAUGCUCAAAUUGCUUACGUCGAGAACAACGGCCUGGUCAAGUACAGCGCUGAGGUCAACGUGGCUCCGGAGAGCAUGAAGGUAUCUUCGAGUACCUACACCACAUUGGAGUCCGUGCCGUUGACCACAGCUCAGACCCCCGUCUACAGCCAGUACAUCCAGGCCGAGUCGUUGACCCAGGGCCCCAGCUACACGUACUCCAAGCACGCGGAGCUCAUGUACUUGCCGCCAUCUAGUCAAGCCCCGUCUCGCGUAGAGAUGGAACAUGCCGCUGGUUUGUACAUCAAGAGCGACCCCACGCUGUCUUCGUCGUCGCUGAUGCGCACGGCACCGCUUCAGUACGAGCAGCCCGGAUCCCCGAGCCAGGUCAAUCUCUAUCCGGGCGCCCAGGUAUCCUAUCAGCUGAGCAAGCCCGGCCAGGACCAGUACUGGUCGGGCUCGCCGAGCUCCGACGGGCCCCAGGUCGGCUACGAGUACGUACCCGCGGGCUUCGUGCCCGGCAUCGGGGACACCGCCAGCGCCGCCGGUAUGCUGUACAACAGCGCGGCCGGCUACAUGAGCAACGGCGGUCCCGCUGGCUCGGCCGGCGGCUGGUCCACGAUGUCGCCAGCCGACCAAGCGUUCGAGCACCUGCCCCUGAGCAGCAUCGAGACCAAGGUCGCGUGCGCGAGUUGCGGCAGCAGCGGUUUGGGACUCUGGCGCAAGACGGGCAACGGAGGCCAAUCGAUCCAAGUUUGCGGCCAAUGCAAUUCCGCGGCGCCCAGGCAGCCGGCCCCGAGGGCCAAGGCCAAGGCAUCCGCACAAUCGCAAAACGGAACCAGGCGAGCAGGUGUUACGUGUGCCAACUGCAACACAGCUAACACGACGCUUUGGCGGAGAAAUAACAACGGAGACCCAGUCUGCAAUGCUUGUGGCCUAUACUACAAACUACACAACGUAAAUCGACCCAUGAGUAUGAAGAAAGAUGCAAUUCAAUCGAGAAAAAGGAAACCCAAAAAUCACAAUCAAAAUAACAACAAUCAUAAUGGAUUAUCUAAUAGUAUUAACAAACCUGAAAUAAAAAAUAUAAUAGGAGAGUCAUUGCGUUCUGCCGUAAGAACAGGAAAUUGAUCGGAUCAUCACUGUAGAUUCAUUAUUGGCCUUUUCGAUGCUGUUGGUGGUAGCAUAUUGAUCUUUUUCGCUACCUGAAAUGCUCAUUUAUUUGGGUAAAUGGACUGUGAUGAUUAUUGUAUAUAAGAAAGAUAUAAUAUAUGAUUAUGUUUAAUUAUAUAAUACAAUAUUUUUAAUUAUAAGAUUUUUUUGAAACGACACGUUAAGCCAAAUCGAAAAACGUGGGUUAUUGCUAUUUAUUAAAGUAUCAAUGCAAUUUUUGCUUGUAUGUAAAUAUUUUUAUGUAAAAAUUAACGAAUAUGUAGAGUAAAUUUAGUCUUUUUGUACAUAAGUUGUAAUAGUAGAUGUCUACUAAAUCUGUUAAAUCGAAGUUUAGAAAAAAACAGGUAUAGCAUUCAUAUAUA